This is a messenger RNA of Anopheles moucheti, 1146 nucleotides long. RefSeq names its product phospholipase A2 inhibitor beta-like. The record is from RefSeq and is a predicted model, not a curated record. The coding region runs from base 1 to 1146 and encodes 381 amino acids. The transcript has 2 exons. Lineage: Eukaryota; Metazoa; Arthropoda; Insecta; Diptera; Culicidae.
AUGGCGUACGGUGAUGACAUAGACGUUAUUGGUUUAAGACUGUCCUACUUCUCAACUUCCAGCCUGUACCUCCUUGUCUGUAUCGCGGUGACGCAGUGUGCAGCGUUUCAGUUUCGUUGUGAGCCGGUAAACACCAAUUUCACCUGCAUGGUCACAAACUAUAAUCCAAAGCAGGAAGGAACGUUCUUGUUUAAUCACAUGCCGGAAAGAACGAACAAUAUUGAUUUUAAAAAUGUUAUUCUAGCGGUCGUGGACAAUACGAUAUUUGGCUACAUACCGGCCGCUGUCAGCACACUAACACUCAGUGGUUCUAGUGCAGUGCGUGCAAUAAUCGUGCCUCAAAACAUUUCCCUGUUUGAAAUUGUCGUAGCAGAGCCCAGUAUGGUCCGGAUGCGUUUCGAAAAGAACUGCACACUGUCCAGGUUGCAGGUAACGCAGAGUAGCUUAAUCGCGAUUCCCCCAACGCUUGGCAACCUACAACAUUUGUCCUUCUUCAAACUAAACCAAUCGCCGAUCGAACAGAUUAGUUUGGAACGGUUCUGUAACUUAUCGCAGCUACAGUCACUUAAUUUUAAAUACAAUCUUAUCGCCACUAUAUCAUUCCAAGGUGCGAUAGUUCCCUGGUGCGGGCCGGCGCUAGUGAAACUUGCGUUUGCCAACAAUAAGCUCCGCAUUGUUAAUAUGACAGUGUUUGCAAGCAUGCGGGAACUGCGGAUACUGGAUCUGGAAAACAACUUGAUCGAGAUUGUAGAGGGUCACUUCACUAAUCCCAAAAUUACGACCGUGAUACUAACCAACAACAAACUGCUAGCGAUUGAUUUGUGCCGCUGGAACGCGAUGCUAUCGAUUAUUUCGUUUUCCUUUAACAAAAAUAGUUUGCAGCUCAUUCCGAAAUGCUUGCAGCGGAUGCCAGCGGUGCAGUUUAUCAACUUCAACAACAAUAAGCUUACCAAGAUUAAUAUCGAAGCGUUUGCAAUGCUGAACGAGCUGAAGUCAUUAUUUUUCUCGAACAAUGCAAUAAGAUCAAUUGUCAACUACCGUAGGCCGGUGCCGUCGAGCUUAAAGGAAGUUUACAUGGAACACAAUCCUCUAGGGUUAGAGAAUGUUACAAAGUUUUUCCCAUCCUCCGUAAAAAUAUACACGUAG